This is a messenger RNA of Suillus paluster, 1771 nucleotides long. Its product is annotated as cytochrome P450. The record is from RefSeq and is a predicted model, not a curated record. Lineage: Eukaryota; Fungi; Basidiomycota; Agaricomycetes; Boletales; Suillaceae. Gene Ontology annotation, molecular function: heme binding; iron ion binding; oxidoreductase activity, acting on paired donors, with incorporation or reduction of molecular oxygen. The transcript is spliced from 14 exons. Bases 1 to 1656 code for a protein of 551 amino acids.
AUGGAGGUCAUAGGUUUGACUGGUCACGAGUCUACAUCUUACCAAAAGAGGCCGUAUUCAGUUCGCCAAACGGCGUUGAAGAAGCACGCCAACCUGACUCUCAGUGACGUUAGAACUGCGAUCAUCGUGCGGCGGCGUAGUGGGUCCCUCCAGUCCUCCCGUAUCAAUCAUGAUACAAGUUACCUGACCUGUCCCGUUUAUGACAACGCUCAGCUUGUCCUUGGUGCUGCCGCUUGCCUUGGGGUAGUAGGAGUGGUUGUUCAGGCUUACCUUUCUAAAUCAGACGGUAAUUUCCAACUUCCACCUUCCCCUCCCAGUUGGAGACUUUGGGGGCACUUCAUACCCCCUCACAAUCCAUCGCUCGCUCUAGCAAGAUGGAUCGACAAGCACGGUCCUCUCAUCACCAUUCGCUCUGGAACUGAGAAAAUCGUUGUUAUUGGUCGUUACAACGCCGCGGUGGAUAUCAUGGAGAAGCAGGGCGCCUCGAUAGCUGAUCGUCCUCGCCGCGUUGCUGCUGGAGAAAUGCUUGGUGAGCAGCUUCAUGCGCAUCUUCAGCCUAAAGUAGCUGAGGAAUACCAGCCCCUCCAGAUGUCACACGCGAAGGACACCGUCCUCAACAUUCUUGAAGACCCAUACAACUUCCAGAACCAUGCAAGAACGUAUUUUGAAGUUAUGCUGCGACCGUCAUUACGGAAGUUGCGUACGGCAAGCGUACGGUCACAUCUGCGACGGAUCCUGAAGCCAGAGAAGUUCGCGAGCAAAUCCAAAUCCUUCGUACAGCCCUACUCCCUAAUGCUUACCUGGUGGACUCCAUACCAGUGGCUCAAAUAUCUCCCUUGGUAUGGUCGAGAAUUGAAACAGGCAUUUAAGAGGGCCGGGCAGCUCUACACCGGGCAGCUGAACCGCGUGAAACAACAAAUACAGAGCAAUGUGGACAUUGGUCCUUCGUUCGUAAAACAUAUGCUAGAAAAUGUCGAACUCCACGGCUUGUCAGAGGUGGAGAUGUCUUUUCUUGCUGGCGGCUUCUUUGCAGCUGGAACUGAUACGACUACUUUUGCAAUAUGCACGGUGCUCAUGGCAGCCGCAUGUUUCCCCGAGGAGCAAGAUAAAGUCCAGGUCGAGCUUGAUGCAGUCAUAGGAAGACACCGAGCACCGACCUUCGCUGACGAGCAGUCCCUUCCUCGUCUUCGAGCCUUUAUCUCCGAGGCUUUGAGAUGGAGACCGCUGGCUCCCGAAGGAAUCGCUCACCGGACGACUAAGGAGGUUAUUUGGGGAAAGUAUUACAUUCCAACUGGGACUACAGUGGUCGGCAAUCAUUGGUGCAUCUCUCGAGACCCAGAGGUCUUCCCCGAGCCUGAUGCUUUCAAGCCUGAGCGCUGGAUUGACGACCGAGGUCGCGUCAGGGACGAUCUGAAAUUCUUUGUGUUUGGGUUUGGUCGGCGCGUUUGCCCCGGUCAACACGUUGCGACUAGAUCGGUGUUCAUAAACUCGCUCCUUAUUCUUUGGGCCUUCCGGCUGAAUCUGAAUCCUACGAAGCCACUGGAUGACAUGGGGUUCAUGAGGGGAAAGGCCCAGCCGGGCACUAUUGAGUUUACCACGAGGAUUCCUGCGUCUGAGGUCAGGCGCAUGAUGCAGAAUUAUCCGGAGGAGCGUUGAAGCGGAUCUACUAUUCCUGUAGGGUCUCGCAGUAUCAGGAUUACAAGAUUGAGUUGUGUAUAAUAGUUCACUAUGCAGACUUGCUUUAUGUUAUUCAUUUUCUCGCAGUUCAUCC